Molecule: messenger RNA, 1704 nt
Organism: Planococcus citri (citrus mealybug)
Lineage: Eukaryota; Metazoa; Arthropoda; Insecta; Hemiptera; Pseudococcidae
Product: multiple inositol polyphosphate phosphatase 1-like
Exons: 9
Coding region: 201-1532 (443 amino acids)
Molecular function (GO): inositol phosphate phosphatase activity; acid phosphatase activity
Source: RefSeq, a predicted model, not a curated record
AGCUGAGUGUAUUUGUACGUGAGAAUUUCUUUCAACAAUAUUUUUUCAGCGAAGUAGUUGAUCGGUUUUACUAAUUUACUCGACUAAACACCUCAUUAAUUUUACCUAUUUGCUUUGAUGUGAAAUAAAGACGACCAAUUCUCCUAAUUUUGUGACAUUUGUCGCAAGUUUCUAAAUGUGUUAGACAACACGUAUGUAAUAUGGUGUCGAUUUUUAUGAUUUUAAUAUUAUCGAUAUUUUCAAUUCUCCAAAAUGGUGUCGAAUCUAAACAAUGUUACGCUGAAAGUAACUUCACUGGUCAAACAUACAGUUGGUUUACUUCGUAUCCUUAUGGUCGACGAUCUGAAAUGAAGCCUCUUGAAGGUUGCGAAUUUAUUCACAUGUGGGGACUGGUGAGACACGGAACCAGAUAUCCAUGCAGUAAAGACGAAGCAAUGAUGAAGAUAAGUACUGGAUUACGAGAUGCGAUUAUAACAAAUCAUAGAGAGAAUCUUGGAGAAUUAUGUGAGAAAGAUUUAGAAGAACUGAAAAAGUGGAAAUCUAAAGCGGUAAAAAAAUUGAAAAUGAAAUUAACCAGUCAAGGUGUCAAAGAUGUGGCCUUUCUUGCCGAAAACGUGAAGAAAUAUAUUUCCAUGGCGGAAAACUCAUCUAAUCGAGAUCAAUUUUUUGAGUUCGCGAGUAGCGAUACGAAUCGAACCAAGCACACAGCUUUGAUAUUUAGCAAUGUUCUACUGGACACACGCUUCGAUACAAUUCAUGGAAACAAUAUUGAAGUCGAUGAUAUAUUUCUAAAUUUUGAGAAUCAUUGCUUCUUGUACGAUAAGCUAAUCGAAAGGAAUCGCCAAGUACAUGAAUUCAAAAAAUCCAAGUAUUAUAAAGAAAUGACCAAAAAAGUAAGCAAGCGCCUAGGUUUCACAGAACCUUUGUCAUCGGGGACAAUCACCAGUAUGUAUCUGAUUUGCUCCUAUGAAAAAGCGUGGUAUCCUGAAUCGAAACCUGCAUUCUGUGCUGCAUUUUCGUUGGAUGACUUAAAGGUACUGGAAUACAAUAUAGAUACGUUAUUAUACAACAAAAGAGGAUAUGGAAACCCAAUUGCUAACAGAAUGGGAUGUCGGGUUGUUAACGACAUGAUGAUGUCAUUAUUACAUGCUUCAACGAGUGAUGGCGACGAAAAAAAACCCAAAGGUAGAUUCCUUUUCACCCAUUCAGAAACAAUUGUCCCCACAACGACCAGGUUAGGCUUGAGUAAAGAUGAAGAACCCAUGACAGCUGACAAUUACCCGAAAUUAGUCGAGGACAGGAAAUGGAAAACCGCUUAUUUCGACUGUUUUACUGGUAAUAUAAUGGCAGCGUUGUACAGAUGUCCUUCUCAAGAAGGUUCUCGAGACGUUGUGAUGUUUUAUCAAAAUGAAUAUCCUGCUGUGAUUCCUGGAUGUACUUCUGAUCCUUGCACGUUAGAAGAAUUACAGAAGAUUUUUCCACCAGAUGAAUGCAAUAUGGAAUUCUGUUAUCCUAAAAACGUUCAUUGGUAAAAAAAAAAAAUCAGUCGCAUUUUCAUUGGUCGAAAACACCCGAGCUAUUCUACUUUUUAGUUCGAGUACCUCCCAAUUUAUAUUCUUAAAACUGUCAACGAUUUGAUGAAAAAUUUACAUCCAGCUGUAGUGCAUGUCUCAAAAUAAAAUACUAUAGCAUCUAUAAGGAAAA